Messenger RNA from Thrips palmi, 2965 nucleotides. It is a transcript of the gene Syx7, whose product is annotated as syntaxin-7. Gene Ontology annotation, biological process: intracellular protein transport; vesicle fusion; vesicle-mediated transport. Gene Ontology annotation, molecular function: SNAP receptor activity; SNARE binding. NCBI's taxonomy places the organism in Eukaryota, Metazoa, Arthropoda, Insecta, Thysanoptera, Thripidae. Bases 205 to 1044 code for a protein of 279 amino acids. Gene Ontology annotation, cellular component: SNARE complex; synaptic vesicle; endomembrane system. The record is from RefSeq and is a predicted model, not a curated record. The transcript is spliced from 8 exons.
GGAGUGCGGAGGGGCGGUGUGAUGUGUGAUUCAUUUGUUGUGGAAGGAAAAGAGUGAGAUGAUGUUCAGUCGAAGUGAAGGGUGAAAUAUUUGACGUUGAAGUGUCCAAUACUCUACGAUUGUUGACGUUUCAAGGGGAACCGUUGGAGAUACGCAUUAAAAUCAACCUGGAUUUUUUUCAUUCACUCAUUUGAGAGCCUAACCAUGGAUAGCAGCCCGGGAUUUAUGUCAUACCACAACAGUGGACCUGGCAAUGGCAAGGACUUUAUGAAAUUAGCCCAAAGCAUAGGCACCAGUAUCCAAAAGAUAUCUCAAAAUGUCUCAUCGAUGAACAAGAUGGUUGAUCAGAUUGGCACUCACCAAGAUUCUCCUGAUCUUCGAACAAAAUUACAUCAGAUUCAGCAUUAUACAAAUCAAUUAGCGUCAGAUACCAAAACAAAGCUAAUUGAUCUGAGCAAUCUACAAGCUGCGCCAGGAACAUCUGAUGCAAGACAAUGGAAGAUGCAGAAAGAUCGCCUAACAGAGGAACUUAUGGCCACCCUAAGCUCAUUUCAAGCAACGCAACGUAGAGCUGUAGAAAAGGAGAAGGAUGAGGUGCAACGAGCACGAGCCAACAUGCGAUCAAGUGAUCCAUUUCGAGGUCCUCCAGGUAAACAUCAUGAACCGCUAAUUGAGUUGGACAAUGUUUCAUCUCGCUCAACUCCUUCACAGAAACAGACCCAACAAAUGUUGGCUCAAGAGCAACUCAACUUGCAGGAACUGGAAGACAAGGAAAGAGAUCUUCUUCAAUUAGAGGAGGAUAUUCAAGGUCUAAAUCAGAUCUUCAUUGAUCUUGGUAAACUUGUGCAUGACCAAGGUGUUGUGAUUGACAGUAUUGAAGCAAACGUUGAAUCCACAACUCACAGUGUGUCAGAGGGUUCAAGGCAGUUGCAGAAAGCUAGUGGUUACCAGACCAAAAUUCGGAAGAAAAAGUUCAUUUUAUUUACCUCUUUGGCAGUUAUACUGCUAAUUAUUAUUAUCAUAAUAGUAUGGCAGUCCAAUUAGUCUGAUAUUGACUGUUCGUAUAUUUUAUUUUUCAUCUAUAUUACUGAAAUUGUUAACUCAGAGAGGAUUUCUAUCUAGUGGUUUCUUUGUACUUUAUACAAAUCAUGCUAGUUCAGAUAAUUGUGCUUAAAACGGCUUACUUGGAGGCUUCAAUAUAAAGUGUGACUUACUGGGGGGAGGAAGGAGAGAUUCUUUUUAUCCUCACUUCAACUAACUUGCAUCCAUCCCAUUCUUUCAAUACAGGUGUAAUGUUAUGUUACAGGAGUACAUAGUAUUAUUGCAAAUUGUGUUUGUUUGAUUUAAAUUAUAUAUUUGCCUUCCAUUUAUAUGUGAUUUAAAUUUUUUUGUUGUUGCUUUACAUUACGCACUUGUUUGUUAUUUGUUUGAGUUAAGGGGAUGAAAAAAGGGGGGCGGGGGGUUCAAGCAGACAGAAGUAGGCCGAGCUCUCUAUGGUUACAAUCAGACUCAACAAACUAUUACUAGCUUUAAUUGUUAUGCCAUCAGUGCUUUUUUUUUCUUUCUUUUUUUUUAUAGAACAACCAAACAAAUUAUUGUGUUUGGUUUCUUAUGGAAUGAUGUAAAUAUGUUAUGAAUUGGAAAUGAAACAAAUGUUGACAUCCACAUUUUGUAUAUUUACUAAAGUAGAGAAAAGUGAUGUACUGGCUUUGGCACCGGACUGUUCAGUUUUAGUUUAUUCCAAGCAUCUAGAUCCUUAUCAUUAAUCAUAGUUCAUUUUAUUCACAGUGCCACUUACAGUAUAAUUAAUGAGUUUAAAAUUUCUCCACCAUUCCAACAUGAAGUUGCAUUCCUGUGUGUUUGUUUUAGUAGCAUCACAUUACUUUUAACAGUUGUGAUCUUUUAAAAUGAGUCGGCAGUCAUCUCUGUACUGAAUAGCAAGAGGAUUCUUGCCAGUAUGCUUGCUGUAUUAAACUAUAUUGUCCUCACAGUACUGCUUCAUUUUGUUCUUUUAAGGGCGUUGUACGCCAGUAAACAGCUGGUUUUAAAAAUUUUAUUGUUGUUUUUACAUCCUUUUUUUUUACGACAUAAUGCCAUUUCAACUACCGCAUCAGAGAUACAAGAGCCUUGAUUCAGCAACUGUUCUCUGACAUUGGGUCAACUGGUAUGUUUAUUGGUUCUUUAAAUGAUGAAUUUCCAGGUUUAAAAGAGCUAGCCUAUUCUUAAUAGAAGCAAGCGCAGUGUGCUAAUUGCAUUUGAUACAUUAGUUUAGAGAAAUGCACCUUAUACUAAUCUUGAUUUGAUAUCACAAUUUAAUUUGACUUCUAUUCCAUUGCAAUUGUUUUCAUAUGAGAAUUGUUGGCUUGUUGUGUCCAGAAUUUUAACCUUUAAAGUGUUCCCUUACAAUCUUGAAAUGUGAAAAAAAGAGAGCUUUUGUAUGAUAUUUACAAAAAUGCAUUACAGUUAAUGUCAACACCUGACAGUAAUAAUAGCAAUACUGGUCCUGUUUUUUUUGUACUCGAAACAGUUAAACAAAGGGAAGACUUGCAUUUGCCUGAACAAUUUAUGAAAUCUAUUGUCAAUUCCUUGAAAGCCUUAGUUCCAAAUGGAUGUGCAGGCACUUAUUUCUGUAUUUCUUUGUCUGUUCCAUGGGUAGCAUCAUGCUUACCCGUACUUUUGCCUAACAAUUAAUGGCACCCCUGAUAAAUGUCUCCCACAGCUCAUUAUUCUGCCCAGUACACAAUGUAAUAAGUGUGGUGAUGCAAAAUGGGGUAUCUAGAAUUGUGAUUUGAAUGUGCUAUGCAGGCUGUAAUGACCAUUACAGGUAUUUCAAGCUGUAGUUUGGGAUUCACUGUUUGUUCUAUAUCCUGCCUGAACUCAGUAAAAUACCUCAAAGCUGGGUCUACCUCUCUGUCAACCAGACAUGCUAUGCAACAUGUUCUAUUUUCGUAUUACUAAAGAUUGG